Molecule: messenger RNA, 2903 nt
Organism: Lucilia cuprina (Australian sheep blowfly)
Lineage: Eukaryota; Metazoa; Arthropoda; Insecta; Diptera; Calliphoridae
Gene: Nep2
Product: neprilysin-2
Exons: 11
Coding region: 331-2655 (774 amino acids)
Biological process (GO): protein processing
Cellular component (GO): plasma membrane
Molecular function (GO): metalloendopeptidase activity
Source: RefSeq, a predicted model, not a curated record
GUUGAUCGUUGUCAGUGUUGUUGAGCGCAUGGUUUAAUUUCUUUUUGUUGAUGCACACUCGCUUUUAAACAUUCUCAAAAUAAACUAGAGAAAAAACGCUAAACCGUUAUAUAAAUAACAAAAACAACCAUUGCGUGCGGGAGUUAAAAAAAAAAAUAAAAUCGAAAAAAAUAUCUACUAACGGUGCUUAGAUAAAAAGUGUUGUUAAUACAGCGUGUUUUCAUUUGCGGUAUUAUUAAUUUGUGUUGCAAUUAUUGAUAUACAACUGACAAGUGUUAAUUUUUUGUAAAAAUCACAACGAGGAGUUAUUGAAAUUUUUAUAUUUGUAGAAUGCAGACAGUAAUCAAAAAUCCGAAUUGGUGGCGCAGACGCACAACAUUAGAAAGAUGUCUUACCCUCGUGUCAGUAUUCGCCUGUAUAGCAGUAAUCGGUUUAGUAAGCGGUUUGGUAUUUGUAUUGCUUACAAAUCAAAUGGCUGAAGAACUUAAAACCACUACUCCCGCUAACAAUGCUCUCGCCCUGCACGGCGACAACACUGGAGCAACAAUGAAUAAAGUACCUGAUGAUAGCAAAAAUAUGGCAUUCCCCUUGAAUUCCAAAAACUCAGAUGUUUGUCUAUCUUCCGAGUGUAUACACACGGCAUCGGCGGUGUUGAGUAAAAUGAAACCUGAAAUUGAGCCCUGUGAUGAUUUCUAUCAGUUUGCCUGCGGUACUUAUAUAGAUGAGACUCAAAUUCCCGAAGAUAAGGUGGCUGUUAAUACUUUCUCAGUUAUAUCGGAUAAAUUGCAAGAACAAUUGAAAGAUAUUAUUACUGAGGAAAGACCAGAAACAGAUCCAAAACAUUUUAGAUUACCUAAUGCUUUAUACAAGGCCUGCAUGAAUAAAACUUUAAUUGAGACCUUGGGUGCUAAACCCAUACAACAAAUUGCUGAAACUUUGGGUGGUUGGCCAGUAAUUGUGGGCGAUUCUUGGGAUAGUGAUAAUUCAUGGACUUGGCAAGAGACUGUUAAGAAAUUUAGACGUUUAGGUUUCAGCAUGGAUUAUGUGGUGGACUUUUCCAUAGGUGUCGAUUUGAAGAACAGUACCAAACGUAUAAUUGAUUUGGAUCAAUCUUCCAUUGGCUUAAGUCGUGAGUACUUGGUUAAGGGUUUCAAUGAAACAUUAGUCUCGGCCUAUUAUGACUACAUGGUAGAUAUGGCUGUACUCUUUGGUGCCGAAAAGGAAACAGCCAAAAAGGAAUUAAGAGAAUCUCUUCAAUUCGAAAUGGAUUUAGCUAAUAUCUCUUGGCCCAAUGAAAAAAGACGUAACUCUAAUGAUUUAUACAACUUGCGCACCAUCAAACAAUUACAACAGGAUUAUCCCUAUGUCCAAUGGUUAGACUAUAUUAAUGCUUUAUUACCCGAGGGUCUUCAGGUCGAUGAAGAUGAAGUGAUCAAUUUGUCGGUGCCCAGUUUCUUUGAGGAUUUGGAUAAGUUAUUGAAACGUACCAAUAAGCGUGCCAUUGCCAAUUAUAUGAUGUGGCGUAUACAUGCCUUCUCGGUGGCUUUCCUAUCGGAAGAAUUCCGCAAAAGACAAUUGCAAUAUGCCACUGCCUUAUCGGGCAGACAGGAACAGGAGGCCAGAUGGAAGGAGUGUGUGGAUAUUUCCUCGGGCAGUUUAGCGAUUUCGGUGGGCUCUCUCUAUGUGCGCAAACAUUUCAAACAGGAUUCCAAGGCCAUCGCUUUAGAAAUGGUUAACAAUAUACGCGGUGUCUUCAAUCAAAUACUCGAUGAGGUUCAAUGGAUGGAUGACAUGACUAAACAGGAGGCUAAAAGAAAAUUACACUCAAUGACCACUCAUAUUGGUUAUCCCGAUGAGAUGUUGGAUAAUGAUAAAUUGGAAGAGUAUUAUCGUAAAUUGGAUAUUGAUCCCGAUAAAUAUUUCGAAUCAUUCUUGAAGAUGAAUGUCUUCGGUACGGAUUAUUCAUUCAAUAAAUUGAGAUUGCCAGUAAACAAAACCGAUUGGAUUAGACAUGCUCGCCCAGCUGUGGUAAAUGCUUUCUACUCAUCGAUUGAGAAUAGUAUACAAUUCCCCGCUGGCAUCUUGCAAGGUCACUUCUUCAAUGGACAACGUCCCAAGUACAUGAAUUAUGGUGCCAUUGGUUAUGUUAUUGGUCAUGAAAUCACUCACGGAUUCGAUGAUCAAGGUCGUCAAUUUGAUGUUGAUGGUAAUCUAAUCGAUUGGUGGCAACCCGAUACUCAAAAAGCCUAUUUGGAAAAGGCUAAAUGUAUUAUAGAACAAUAUGGCAACUAUACAGAUAAACAGACAGGACUUAAUCUUAAUGGCAUUAAUACUCAAGGUGAAAAUAUUGCCGAUAAUGGUGGUAUUAAGGAAUCUUAUUUGGCCUAUAAACAAUGGGUGGCACAAAAUGGUGAAGAACCUAAAUUGCCCGGCUUAAGUUAUUCACCACAGCAAAUGUUCUGGAUAUCGGCAGCCCAAACGUGGUGUGCUAAAUAUAGAAAAGAAACUCUAAAAAUGCGCAUUACCACUGGUGUCCAUUCACCUAAUGAAUUCCGUGUUUUGGGCUCUUUGAGCAACAUGAAAGAUUUCUCCCGCGAUUUCCAGUGUCCCGAGGGUACACCCAUGAACCCUGUACAGAAGUGUGAAGUUUGGUAGAUUUAAUAGCAUGUGUUUUUUUUAUUAUACAUAUUAUUAUUAAUAAUACUUUUUUUAUUAUAAAAAAGAAAUAUCACUUUUUUCCUCCACCCCCCCUUCACCGUUUUAUAUGUGUGUAAUAAUGUAAUGUUUUUUUUAGUUUUAAGUUCAUGUUUAUUGUUUUAAUUUUUUUUUAUAAAAUAUUUUUUUUUGAACAAAUGUGCAAUUCUACAGAUUAUUUUGUAGUUUAUUUUUUAAGUCAGACCUUA